Molecule: messenger RNA, 2720 nt
Organism: Aphanomyces astaci
Lineage: Eukaryota; Oomycota; Saprolegniomycetes; Saprolegniales; Verrucalvaceae
Exons: 11
Coding region: 19-2655 (878 amino acids)
Biological process (GO): cell motility
Cellular component (GO): motile cilium
Source: RefSeq, a predicted model, not a curated record
UACGAGGCACGUCCAAACAUGACAUCGGAGAACAACGAAGAUGCCGACUACUCGGAGCGACAGCCUCUGUACGAGGGCAAGCCGCAGUCGCGCCAGUUUACUGUCGCGGGGGUUGUGAGCACCAAGCAGCGUCGGCUCGAAGACCACGUGAUUGAAGGCGUCACCUCUUCGUCGUACAGCACCAACAGCAACAAGGAACUCUUGUGUCUCGAGUAUGUCGCCAACUUUCGCAAACAAUUCGACGAUCUCAUGGACGCGUCCGACAUCUGUCGUCCGCCGUUGUACCUAAGUCCCCCGAACGAGCGCGGCAUCCCCAAGUUUGUGUGCACAACGCUUCGUCCAACGCUACUUCCGUUCCUGGACCUCUACGACAUGGACAAGCUCGCGACGUUUGUGUCUGGUCUCAUCGAGUACGAACCCCUCGUCGAUCCGUGCGCACCUCCGGCGUGUCUGCCGUCUCCGUCCGCGGUGCUGGCGUGGCAAGCCGGCGAUUCCUUCGACAUGGCCAACGUCCUGGCGAGUUUCCUCAUUGGUGCGGGCUACGAUGCUUACGUCGUGCACGGGAAAGCGCCCAAGUGGGUGUGUUUGCUCGACCAAAGCCACACCGAGUGUCCCUAUCUCGAGGGAUUAACCAGUGGAAGCACCACAACAUCGUCCUUAACGGCGGCGCCAUCGUCCGUGGACACCGCGGCAGCCCCGAAAGACGAAGGCAAAAGCAAGUUCGUCGCCAUGCAGGAAGCCAAAGAUGCCGCCCGCCGCGCAGAUGAAGCGGCGCGUCUCGACUGGACAAAGUACAUGGAUGUUGACGACGAAGACGAAGAUGAACUCGACGGCAAACGAGUGCACGCGUGGGUCCUAGUUCGCGCCGGACGUCGCGAUGUCACGGAGCACGUGUUCUUGGAGCCAUCCACGGGCCGCAAGUACCCCGUGAGAGCAUCGCCAUACCUUCGCAUCGAGGCAGUGUGGAACCAUCAAAACUACUGGGUCAACAUGCAGCCCACCUGCUCGUCGUCCUUAUCUUCUUCUUCAACGAAAGCCGCCGCCGCCGCGUCCUGCAGCGACACACUGUUUGACUUGAACCACGCGACAGACUGGGAGUUUGUGUUUUUGUCAUCCCAAGAUCGACGAGGGGGCGGCGGCAGUGGCCGGAGCAGCGGGCUGCAUGGAGAUGGCGGCGAGUCCAAACACAACGACGACCUCGACGGGGGUCGCGCCGACAACAACAGCCACCACGACGGCGACGAGGAUGCCGCCGACGACGACAACGUGCUCGACUUGCCUCCGUCAUGGGUCGCCAAGCUCCACGUGGACCGAAAGGCGUACAAGCGGCGGUUCGUCACGGCCGGCCAGCGCACGACGCUGUUCCGAAAAGCCAAAGUCGAAGAGUUCGCAGAGAACAACCACGCCCAGGGCCUUGUGCUCCGCAUCACGCAGUUCCGAAACAUCGCGCGCACGUUGCCCGUGCAAGUUCGCGAGGUGUUUAAAAAUCGCAAGGACAAACUGCACUUGCGGGUGCGGUAUCCGUUGGAGGGGAAGUUUGAGGAGCAUUUUCUACCUGGUCGGGUGCCCGAAGCAUUGGCCACGCGCACCGAGUGGAGCGGAUUUCGACGCGACUUGGGCUUUUACACGAGUGCCCGAAUGGAUGGUCUUGUGACGAGGGAAGAAGUGAUCCACAAGCGCACGGUCGAGUCGUUCGAAGGCCGCGACGACUUUCUCGUCGGUCGGUCGGUCGCGCUCACGGAGGACAAGGACGAGGCCAAAGCCGGCGCCGCGUCCUUCGUGCUCCCCGGGGGCGGCUCGGGCGAGCUCGUGGUGCUCAAAAUGGCCGAAAAGUACGACCGCAACGACCGCAAAGACGCCGACGAGGACGCACGCAAACGCACGUACAACGUCCGCGACGGGUCGAUCCACGUGCAAUUUCACUACGCCGUGGGUAAGAUCACAUCUGGGUCGCGGGUGUACCACAAGGCGCCUGGGACGCCCGUGGACGUGUUUCAAGUGGACCCGAUGGCCACGCGACCUAAAGAGUCCAUUUUGGAUAGGGAGCUCCAAGCCGCCAUUCAGAUGGAGAAGGAGUGCUACAACAACAUACGUCAUUCCGACGUUGAAACGCAAGAGAUUCUCAAGUUCCGACGCCGCGAAGAAGCCAGCAUUGCGCUGGAAACGAGCAUUUUCGACGCGCAAGACGACGAGUCCAAGCACGACCGCGUCGACGACCCGCACAAAGCCGGCAAAGACGCCAAGGCGGAGACGGACUACUUGAGCCCGUUCCUGCAAAGCGUCCACAGCCACCAUCGGACCCCCCAUGGAGGUGGCCGUAAGCAGGUGCUUUCGCGGGACGACGCGCAUAAUGUGCGCGACAUGUGCUUGAAGAACCUCAAGGAAAGGCUUCUGGAGCGCGCCAACAUCAUCCAGACGCGGCUGGACAAGGAGAACGCAGCGUUGGCCAAGAAGCAAGCGGCGUUCCAGCGAAGUCAGCGCGAGCACGACCAAGGCACGGACGAAGAAUUUGAGCGAUUUUGUUCGGAGACGAUGUUUCGGAUUCAAAUCUUGGAACAGCGUCUCACGCGACACGAAGAAACGGCGCUCCAAAAGUACGCCGAGCUCGACCAACGUCUGCAUAGCGACCCGCGCCUGGCGGUGCUGCACCAGUAAAUAACGAUAUGGUUUCGAUAUGAUUUUAUAUACUAGUUAUUUUUGUGCAUUUCGCUCAAAUAUCC